AUGAUGAAAGGAGAGUCUGAAUUAAUCCAUCAACAUACUCCUCUUGAUCAACCCAAUGAACAAUGGGAUUAUUGUGCCCCUAAUCAUCCCUCCAAGACAUUAAUCACCGAAAAUCGCGCUAAUAAUCCUGAUCAAAGAAAUGAACUUUCCCAAUGGGUUGAGCAAGUCACUAGGCAACUCAUUGAAGAUUUGCCUGAAAAUGAAACUGAAGUAGGCUUACAGACUAGUGGUACAAGCACAAUGACCCCUGCAUUAUUGGGAGAGCUAAGGCCUAAGAAAAUUGCGCGAAGAAAUUCUUCAGAGGACAUUGGAGAACAUCAACAACAACAACAGCAUCAAUGGAACUCUAAUACUCAUGAUGAUCAAGGACUAAACUUGAUCACACUUCUUUUGGAAUGUGCUGUUGCUAUAUCAGUAGAUAAUUUGGGAGAAGCUCAUAGAAUGCUACUUGAGUUAACACAAAUGGCAUCACCAUAUGGACCAUCUUGUGCUGAAAGAGUAGUGGCUUAUUUUGCCAAAGCAAUGGCUAGUAGAGUCAUCAACUCAUGGUUAGGAAUAUGUUCCCCUUUGAUCAAUUACAAGAGUGUUCAUACUGCUUUUCAAGCCUUCAACAACAUCUCACCAUUCAUAAAAUUUGCACAUUUCACCUCUAACCAAGCAAUCCUUGAGGCAUUCCAUCGUCGAGACAGAGUCCAUAUCAUUGAUGUAGACAUCAUGCAAGGUCUACAAUGGCCGGCUUUGUUUCACAUCCUCGCCACUCGUAUGGAAGGGCCUCCACAUGUUACAAUGACAGGAAUAGGUACAUCAAUGGAACUUUUGAUUGAGACAGGUAAACAACUUUCCAGUUUCGCCAAACGCCUUGGAAUGUCAUUUGAGUUCCAUCCAAUUGGGGGGAAAACAGGGGAAAUCGACAUAUCCACGUUCAAAAUUAGCAGGGGAGAGGCUAUAGCCAUACAUUGGGUGCAACACUCUUUGUAUGAUGCCACUGGCCCUGAUUGGAAAACAAUGAAACUCCUCCAACAACUAUCACCAAGAGUUGUGACACUAGUAGAACAAGAAAUAGCACUAGGGGGUAGUUUCUUGGACCGAUUCGUGGGAUCCCUUCAUUACUACUCAACCAUAUUCGACUCGUUAGGAGCCUUCUUGGAGAGUGAUGAUUCAAGCAGGCAUAGUGUCGAACACGGCCUGCUUUACAGAGAAAUCAAUAACAUAUUAGCAAUUGGAGGGCCAGCAAGAAAUGGGGAGGAUAAGUUUAGGCAUUGGAGAAGUGAACUAUCAAAAAAUGGAUUCAUACAAGUGCCAAUGAGUACAAAUUCAAUGGCACAAGCUCAAUUGAUACUAAAUAUGUUCCCACCAGCUCAUGGUUAUAGCCUAGUACAAGGUGAUGGAACAUUAAGGCUAGGGUGGAAGGAUACUAGUUUGUUUACUGCAUCUGCAUGGACCUCUCCAAAUUCUAGAUAA
Messenger RNA from Solanum tuberosum (potato), 1461 nucleotides. Its product is annotated as protein SCARECROW-like. NCBI's taxonomy places the organism in Eukaryota, Viridiplantae, Streptophyta, Magnoliopsida, Solanales, Solanaceae. The record is from RefSeq and is a predicted model, not a curated record. The transcript has a single exon. Bases 1 to 1461 code for a protein of 486 amino acids.